AAUGACUUCUGCUAGUGUAAAAACAGUACAAAAAUCCUGGAUUUCAGCAUAGCUCAAACGUAUUAUAGUAAAACUAGCAGAAAAAGUAGGUCCUCCUACAUUUUUAAAACGUCUUUUAUUAUGAAACAUAUUUUGAGUCUUGAGUAACGUUGGCAACACAAGCCAAUUGAUCCAAGACUUUUGAAAGCAAUCGAAUGCCCCAGUUGGAUUGUGGGAUUUGUUUGACCUAAAUGGCUAUUUCUUUGUGAGGUUUUGCUGGAAACGACCAAAAAUUGUUUGUAGAGUUUAAAAACUGCAUUUAAACAUACCUUUUUCAAACGAAGGAAAAAAAUGAAUGAGGAAAAAAAAUAUCGAUUUCCAAUAAUUGGGUUGAUUAAGUAGCUUCAUUUUCGAUCCCGGAAAAAACAAAAACAAAGGGAACUUGGAAGUUUCGUCCUCGGCGUUUCUACAAGAUCUAUCUCUAUAACAACGGUACCUGUUCAACCACAGAGAGGCGGCUUCCCGCGUUCUCAUUUUGAGGAGCCUACAUUGUGGAACGUGAUGACGACACAGUGGGCGUGGCGUACAUUCCGAACUACAAGGAAGCAGUGGCUCUGCCCGGCCGGUGCAGCGGUUCAUAGUUAAGUCAGCCGUUGGUGAGCGAGUCCUGCUGCGGGCGCUCGUCUCCGGUGUAGCAAGACACCUUCAGCUUUGGCCGCUGCUGCGCUGCUGGUUGUGCUCGCUGAAGUUGAAGUCGUGUCAUCUACGGGCCGCGAGCCUUGCCAGUAGCCCAGUGCAAUGGAAAGCGGCGGGAGCGGGUCCGGGUUCGUGCGCGGAGCCGCUCGAGAGAAGAAGAAAGGCAAGAGUGCUGAUGAGUCUUCGGUAGCAGGAGAGCCAGGCGGAGGAGGCGGCGGCGGGGGGAAACCGCGGAAAUUUAAUUUGAAGCGUGUAAUGGCAGAUGAGCUUGAGAGAUUCACCAGUAUGAGGAUAAAGAAAGAGAAAGAAAAACCCAAUACAACAUAUAGGAAUUCAUCUGCUUCAUACUCGGAUAUUUCUGGGACAGGUCAAACUUUGCAGGAUAUCUCUGAUGAAGAUGUACUUGUUCUCUUUGAGCAGAUGCUGGUGGAUAUGAAUCUAAAUGAGGAAAAGCAGCAGCCUCUAAGGGAGAAAGACAUUAGUAUCAAGAGAGAAAUGGUGUCUCAGUACCUGCAUACUUCUAAAGCUGGCAUGAGUCAAAAGGAGAACUCGAAAUCUCCUAUAAUGUACAUUCAGGAACUAAAAUUUGGUCUUAAAGAUGCACAGCUCCUUGGUUGUUUGGAGUCUCUACGUGUGUCACUCAAUAACAAUCCUGUCAGCUGGGUGCAAAAUUUUGGAGCUGAAGGUCUGAAUUGCCUGCUGGACAUAUUAAAAGGUCUUCACGAUGAGAAGGAUGAGUUUUCUGGGUCAUAUGACUUCAGGAUCCAACAUGAAAUUAUUAGGUGUUUAAAAGCUUUCAUGAACAACAAAUUUGGAAUUAAGACAAUGCUUGAAACAGAUGAUGGGAUUCUACUUCUGGCAAAAGCAGUUGAUCCUAAAGUCCCUACGAUGAUGAUUGAUGCUAUCAAGCUACUCUCUGCUCUCUGCAUCCUGCCUCAGCCUGUGGAUAUGCACGAGCAAGUUUUGGGAGCAUUGACUGAACGUGCAGAAAUGGAUGAAGUAGAACGAUUUAAACCCAUUGUGGAUGGCCUGAAAAGUGGAACUUCGGUAGCAUUAAAGGUAGCUUGUCUACAGUUGAUCAAUGCUCUAAUCAUCCCAUCAGAUGAACUCGACUUCAGGCUGCACAUCCGCAGUGAAUUAAUGCGCUCUGGACUGCAGCAAACCCUGAAGGAAUUGCAUGCUCAAGACAACGAGGAGCUGAAACUGCAGCUGCAGGUAUUUGAAGAAUAUGGUGAAGAAGAUUCUGCAGAACUCAGAGGCCGCUUGGAAGACAUUCGAAUUGAAAUGGAUGAUUUCAAUGAAAUCUUCCAGAUUCUCCUAAACACAGUAAAGGAUUCUAAGGCAGAACAACAUUUCCUCUCAAUUUUACAGCACUUCCUGCUAAUCCGCAAUGACUAUGAAGCCAGGCCUCAAUAUUUUAAACUAAUUGAUGAAUGCAUUUCACAGAUAGUUCUGUUCAGGAAUGGGGCUGACCCAGACUUUAAACGCAAACACUUUGACAUUAAUGUUGAGGCCUUAAUAGAUAACUUGAUUGAUCAAACUAAGGUGGCAAAAAGUGAAGCUAAAACCCUGGAAUUGGAGAAGAAGCUGGAAUCUGAAUUGACUGCACGUCAUGAAUUACAAGUUGAAAUGAAGAAGAAAGAAAAUGAUUUUGAGGAAAAAAUUCAAAAUUUACUUCAGGAGAAAGAAACAGUGACAGCUGAGAAACAGCGUAUUAUUUCAGAGAACCAAAACUUAGAAAUUAAUAGCUCUUUGUUGAAUGAUGAGAUUGCUCUACUGACCAAAGAACUUGAAGAUCUUAAAAAGAAAAUGGAGCAAAUCAUUUCAUCUACGUGUUUCCCACCACAGCAACCAUUACCUACCAGGACAGAAAGUCACCAGAUCCCUUCAUCCCUUUCUUCACAAACUGUUUCCCCUCCUCCCACGCUUCCUGGGGUUUUAGAGCCACCUUCUGUUCCUCUUCCCCCUCCUCUGCCUGGGAUGCCAGGGCCACUCCCUUCUCCCCUUUCUCCUCUGCCUGAGAUAUCAGAGCCACUCCUUCCUCCCCCUCUGCCUGGGAUCCCGAGAUUGCCCCCUCCCCCACCACCUCUGCCUGGGAUGCCUGGGUUGCCCCCUCCCCCACCACCUCUGCCUGGGAUGCCUGGGUUGCCCCCUCCCCCACCACCUCUUCCCGGUAUGCCAGGGUUGCCCCCUCCCCCACCACCUCUGCCUGGUAUGCCAGGGUUGCCCCCUCCUCCACCACCUCUUCCCGGUAUGCCAGGGUUGCCCCCUCCCCCACCACCUCUUCCUGGUAUGCCAGGGUUGCCCCCUCCUCCACCACCUCUUCCCGGUAUGCCAGGGUUGCCCCCUCCACCACCACCUCUUCCCAGUAUGCCAGGGUUGCCCCCUCCACCACCACCUCUUCCCGGUAUGCCAGGGUUGCCCCCUCCACCACCACCUCUUCCCGGUAUGCCAGGGUUGCCCCCUGUGUCUCAGUUUGGGAUACCAGUACCACCACCUCCUCCCACUCUAUCUGGUUUUGGAAUUAUGGCAACUCCAGCUCUUCCAUUUGGAUUGCUUCCCAAGAAACUUUACAAACCAGAAGUUCAACUUAGGAGAACUAACUGGUCCAAGAUUACAGUACAGGAAUUAUCUGAAGACUGUUUCUGGGUGAAAGCUAAGGAGGAGCGUUAUGAGGAUGAUGAUCUUUUUGCCAAGCUAACACUUCGUUUCUCAACUGCACAGACCAAAUCAAAAAAGCAACCCGAGGGUGGAGAAGAAAAGAAUCAAGCUAAGAAGAAAGUCAAAGAGCUGAGAGUGCUAGAUUCAAAAAAUGCUCAGAACCUUUCAAUUUUUUUGGGCUCCUUUCGCUUGCCUUAUGAGGAAAUCAAGAACGCCAUCUUGGAGGUGAAUGAAGCUGUGUUGACUGAAUCCAUGGUGCAGAAUCUGAUUAAGUUAAUGCCUGAACCAGACAAAUUGAAGAUGAUAGCAGGACUGAAAGAAGAAUAUAAUGAACUAGCUGAGUCUGAGCAGUUUGGAAUUGUGAUUAGUUCAGUUUCCCGUCUGCCAUCAAGACUCAAUGCUAUACUUUUCAAGCUACAAUUUAAUGAACAGGUAGAAAAUAUAAAGCCAGAUAUUGUUGCUGUUACAGCAGCCUGUGAGGAACUCCGCAAUAGUGAGAACUUUGGUAGUCUUCUUUCCAUUAUCCUACUUGUGGGCAACUACAUGAAUUCUGGCUCCAUGAAUGCUGGUGCCUUUGGAUUCAACAUUAGUUUCCUUUGCAAGCUUCGUGACACAAAGUCAGCUGAUCAGAAGAUGACCUUACUUCACUUCUUGGCAGAAACAUGUGAACUGCAUUAUCCAGAUAUCCUGAAUUUUCCUGAUGAACUCAUCCAUGUGGAGAAAGCUUGUCAAGUUUCUGCUGAAAUUUUGCGGAAAAAUCUGGACCAGAUGAACAAACAGAUUUCAGAUCUACAGCAUGAUGUUAACAAUUUCCCCAGUAGUACAGAAGAGAAGGACAAAUUUGUGGAGAAAAUGACCAGCUUUGUUAAGGAAGCCCAAGAACAAUAUGAGAAGUUACGAAUGAUGCAUGCAAAUAUGGAAAACCUUUAUGGGGAAUUAGGACAAUACUUCCUCUUUGACACCAAUAAGAUAUCUAUUGAGGAGUUCUUCACAAAUCUGCGCAAUUUCAAAAAUAUGUUUGUGCAAUGUGUGAAGGAGAAUCAGAAAAGGCGUGAGAUGGAGGAGAAGAUGCGCAGAGCUAAACUAGCAAAAGAAAAAGCAGAGAAAGAACGUCAAGAAAAGCAAAAGAAGAGAGAACAAUUGAUUGAUAUGAAUGCAGAAGGAGAUGAGACAGGAGUUAUGGACAGUCUACUAGAAGCCUUACAGUCAGGUGCAGCCUUCCGUAGAAAAAGAGGACCACGCCAAGGAAACAAAAAUCUUGGCUGUGCAAUCACAUCAUUACUUGCUUCAGAGUUGACAAAGGAAGAUGCUCUUGGUGCAAAAAAACCACGCAGAGGACUUAAAAAGGAUGAGGAUGUAGAGGUCACUGAAGAAACUCUUGAUGAAACCACUAACGGGGCAAGCAGUCGUCAAAAUUAGAGUUGGGUGACAACUAGGACCAGUGCCUUUGGCAUGAAACCUGUUUUACAAAGGAGCUGAAACAACACGAAGUCACUUUGCAGUUUUCCCUUUCACAUUUAUAUACAUGGGAUGAAGAAGCAAAUAAUCACUUCAGCUUGUGUCAUUCUAGGGCUGUUUUGCAAGAUCUUUAAAUCUCUGGUCAUAUUCUUUGAAUCUUGAAUUUGCUUCCUGCCUUCUUGUCUCAGUAUCAGAAAUGCAAAGGUUUUUGCUGACUUAGUAACAUGUUUGGAACAAAGGUGGGAGUUUGUGCUCUAUUUACCUACUUCCCUGCAGGCAGGAUUGGGAACACAUUCCCAAGAAGAAAAAUAUGGCACAGAAGAGAGGCUAACGGUCAGAACCGGGUCUGCCCAUGAAUCUCGCUGUAUUGAUGUUGCCAAAGCAGGAAUGCAACAAACUGCCUUAAUUAUGACUUUUUAAAUGUUUUGAUUGGGCAUCCUCAUCCCAAGAUAUUUUUUUUCUCAAAAGCCUUCUCUUCAUUAAUGCUAAUAGAAUGAGCUGAUCCCUUCAAAUAUAGGAGGGAGGAUUAUUGGAUAUUUUAGCUAGAUUUGUCUUUUCCCAAUGCACUGUGCAUUUUUUUUUCUUGCCUAUCUUAUGCUGGAAAAGAAAAUGACUCAGAGAUCAUUUUAUCACUGUGGUGACAGGGUUCUGUGCAAACAUUGUAGAAAAUGUUUUCUUUGAAGUGAAAUAAUUUUGCUGUUCUGCUCAGCUGCUAUUCCCCUUUUUAACACAAAAUCUUACUAGUGAAAUGGUAAUAUCAAUGACCUAUUGAGAAAGAAAGUAUGGAUGGUUUGCUGUUGCUGCAUCUAUCCCUGCAUGCUUUUGAACUAAGGUUAAUAAAGUGAUUUACUCAGCCUCAGAAAGGGGUUUUAAGCCCUUUUUAGUUGAGUGAAAAUGCUCAUUGCAACUCCAAAGGAAUGAAGCUGGGAUUGUGUUUCUUCACUGAAUACUCUUCAUGGAAGACUGAUUGGUAAAAUUAUGCAUUUAUUUAAUCUUUUGUGGUAAAAUCCUUUGUAUCAUACAGCACAUUUUUUGAAAUAUGCCAUGUAAGUUUCACAUAAAUUAAAGCUUGCAUUCUUGCUUGCUUUAACAAGUAAUAUGUACAUCAAUGUAUCUUAAUUUCUAUACAGUGGUGGAAGUGGGCUGGAUUCCCCCCCCCAUACCUUAAGGCCACUUUGACAGAACUAAUUUUCUAUAAAAGUUUGUUUAACAAGGAACUUCAGUGAAGAUAAAAGAAAAAUAACAAAUAUAUACAUACUGUUAAAAUUGUUUGUGCAUUCUCCAGUAUUUCAGGGCAACCAAUCACUAUCUACCCAUAGAUUUUGUCCUAUGGCAUGUAGCCAGCAUGUAUGUGUGGCAGAAAGAGAAAUUUGUAACAUUGACUGAUUAUCGGCAUUCAUGUUGGAAUGAAUAUGAUAGGCUUCAAGAUAUAUGUUAUGAACAUCUGUAAACUUCAGGACAAAUCAUUGGAUGCUGGCAACUUUUUAACAUGAUUGAUACCAUUCACUAGAUAAAAAAAA
Molecule: messenger RNA, 6314 nt
Organism: Crotalus tigris (Tiger rattlesnake)
Lineage: Eukaryota; Metazoa; Chordata; Lepidosauria; Squamata; Viperidae
Gene: DIAPH1
Product: diaphanous related formin 1
Exons: 27
Coding region: 778-4755 (1325 amino acids)
Biological process (GO): actin filament polymerization; actin cytoskeleton organization
Cellular component (GO): actin filament; cytoplasm
Molecular function (GO): microtubule binding; small GTPase binding; actin binding
Source: RefSeq, a predicted model, not a curated record